Molecule: messenger RNA, 1877 nt
Organism: Cloeon dipterum
Lineage: Eukaryota; Metazoa; Arthropoda; Insecta; Ephemeroptera; Baetidae
Exons: 6
Coding region: 44-1036 (330 amino acids)
Source: RefSeq, a predicted model, not a curated record
ACACGUCCGGUGCAAGCCCACGUCGUAUUUUCAGCACCUGAAUAUGGCAAUGGUCUUGAGCAUGGAGAAAUUUCCACGAAACAGUGCUUUUUGGAGCAAUUUUCGCCUUCUAUCCGUGAUAGCGGUUGCUACCUGGUGGACCAUAUCAGUGCAGAACACGCUGAGAACGCUGCGGGAGGAAAUUCGCCAGAUGCGACCCAUAGUUUACCAAAAGCAUGGCUUCGCUAAAGAAUUCAUAUUUGCCUACCAAAACUCGAAAAUCGCCGACAAAGAACUGCGAAAGCUUUAUACGUUUUCUAAGUCUGAAGCACUGAUGCUCAGCAGUUAUUCUCAAGAUGAUGACCGUGUGAUUGAUCACAUUCGAAACAAUCUGUUAAUCCCGCCGCCAGAGACUCCUACCAAACAACCAGACUAUGACACUUCAAGAGGACUGGCAAAUAAAGUGCACAACACUCUUUUAAGCAUGAAUCUAACAAAGGGAUUUUACAUUGAGAGCGGUGCUUUAGACGGCUACUUUAUGUCCAACACGCUCUACCUUGAAACCUGGUUCAAGUGGACAGGCUUGCUGAUCGAACCUGAUCCGCCGCACUUCACGUUGCUCAAGAAGAGAGGCAGGAAUGCUUGGCUGUUGCCCACUUGUCUCAGUUUAGAAAACAGAACCACCUUGGUGCGCUUUCUCUCGCAAUCGACCAAUCCAAAAGUCAAUUCUUCCUCUGGGAACAUUGAAUUGAAUUGCAUGCCGCUUUACUCAGUGAUUAAAGCUCUUCCCUCAAGCAUAAGUAGCAUUGGACUGGUCAGCCUGGACAUCGGAGGUGACGAAAUGGAGGUUUUGAGUACAGUAGCGCUCGACAAACUUGAUAUAAAAAUGUUUGCUGUAAAAUUCAAGAACAUUAAGGGAGGCAAAAAUGAAUUACUAACAAUGAUGAGUAGGAAAGGCUACACUGAGGUUUUCCUGACUUCUGAAGAAAAUCGUCAAACAAAUAAUUGGAAGGAAGAAAUAGUUUUGUUAAAAAAAACCGAUAAGAAAACGACAUAAUUUCAGAUCUUUGUUGUUAAACUAGAAAAAAAUAUUUAAAGGGACUCAUUUAUUUAUUUCACUACAUUCUAUAAAAUCUAUUUUGAUUGUUUGAGGUAAUUGGGGAAUUAUCCGCCCUAGCACAACACAUGAUUUAUCCCGUUCAGAUUUUCAUGAAAAACACAUCAUGCUCUACACCAAAAUAAAAGCACCCUCUUGGGGCUCGGUGACAAACACCAACUUGUCCACGUCCUUUCCCUUGGCCAGAGGAUGCUCCGCGUAAAACUCUCUUUUCAAGGUGUCCACAAACUCUUUGGCGUUUUCAGGCGAAGUCAGAGCAACGGAACAGCCUCCCCAACUUUGAUUUGUCUAUUAGUUUACAAGGCAAAAAUAUUGAUUGAGUGAACACUCACCCUGCCCCUGUGAGUCGAGCACCGUAGCGCAAAUUUUCUCCAAUGGAGACGAGUUUGUCCAAACCAGGGUGACUGCACUCGUACAGGUCCUUGAGAGACGCGUGACUUGAAUUCAUCAGUGCACCUAGCGUCUCAAGAGAAGCACCGGUUUCGCCUGCUUCAAAGAAUUGAUGCACCCGGCUCGCCUCUGUUUGAAAAAUGAUUUAACUAUGAUUAGACAUUUUUAAAUUUUGUUUUAUAACCUUGGUAAACAUGUAGAGCUCGCUGGUAAAGCUUGAACUUCUGAAUGUUCUUGGUGUUUUCACUCAGAGUGAGUUUCUCCAAUUCAUCGUCAGUGGUUUCUAGAAUCUCACAUAUCUGCAAAAUAAUACAUGUGUGAUUUAGAGGUAACUUUGUAAAGGAAAAUUUAUGCAAAUUUGUAGGAUAAAUAAAUAAGUCUUUUUAUUCAA